AAAUUUUUUUUGACUGUGCUUAAAUUUUUUUCUUUCUUUUUUCAUUCUUUCUUUUUUCUCUCCUCAGCUAACGUGCCAAAUCAAAUAUCAGCAGGGAAAAUCAUUUGAGAAGAAUUCUACAAGGCGCAUCCAAUGCUUAGCAGGACCACCCUGACAGAGAAAGGAAGACGAUGUUUCGGGAAGGCGAGGGUUCGGGGCAGCUGGGGCGGAGGUGGCCGUCCGCGCCACGGUGGCUUCUUGCGCUGCCCUAGGGGAAGAGGAUGGGCCUGAGGUCCGGGAAGAGCCUUCCCGAGCCCCCCACUUCCAAUGCUAGGAGGGAAAAGUUCCGAAGCAGCCUCGAGGGAACAAAAGCUUGAUUUGGGGCUGCUUGAACUGGACAGGAUAUUGAAGCAAGCCAGCCUGCUCGGAAGACAGGCAGGGGCUCCUGCUGGCUCGGCGGAGACCGGAGCAACCCUUGCCGCCGCCCUCGCCACCGCGCCGCCGCCGCGGCCCCUGCGUUACUGGGGGAGACGGUGCGGCUGCGACAGGGGAGGACGCGGCUGGAGCUGAAGGAGGCUCCAACGCGCAGGCGCCGCCGAGCCCUGCCUGGAUGCUCAGUCAAGGCACUCAGGAAAAAAAAAUCAGCAAUUUAUAGAAAGAAGAAGCUAUAGUCUGUCGGGAUAUCCAACACCAACAGGUAUUCUGAUGGCAAAUCAAAUGGAAGGAAAGAGGAAGCAUGACCACAGACUGGAUCAGAUCUCUUUGUGGAUUACAUUUUCAGAAAAAUGUAUGGAGUUAUUUCUCCCUUGUUCUUACAUCUAGACCAUGAGACUUGACUGAGGCUGUUUCUAUAUCCUCCAUCCAUCUAUGGCGAACUAUAGCCAUGCAGCUGACAACAUUUUGCAAAAUCUCUCGCCUCUAACAGCCUUUCUGAAACUGACUUCCUUGGGUUUCAUAAUAGGAGUCAGCGUGGUGGGCAACCUUCUGAUCUCCAUUUUGCUAGUGAAAGAUAAGACCUUGCACAGAGCUCCUUACUACUUCCUGCUGGAUCUGUGCUGUUCAGACAUCCUCAGGUCUGCUAUUUGUUUUCCAUUUGUAUUCAACUCUGUCAAAAAUGGCUCUACCUGGACUUACGGCACUUUGACUUGCAAAGUGAUUGCCUUCCUGGGGGUUUUGUCCUGUUUCCACACUGCGUUCAUGCUCUUCUGCAUCAGCGUCACCAGAUACUUAGCUAUCGCCCAUCACCGCUUCUAUACAAAGAGGCUGACCUUUUGGACGUGCUUGGCUGUGAUCUGCAUGGUGUGGACUCUGUCCGUGGCCAUGGCGUUCCCCCCAGUUUUAGACGUGGGUACCUACUCAUUCAUUAGGGAGGAGGAUCAAUGCACCUUCCAACACCGCUCCUUCAGGGCUAACGAUUCCCUAGGAUUUAUGCUGCUCCUCGCUCUCAUCCUCCUAGCCACACAGCUUGUCUACCUCAAGCUGAUAUUUUUUGUCCACGAUCGAAGGAAAAUGAAGCCAGUCCAGUUUGUAGCAGCAGUCAGCCAGAACUGGACCUUCCAUGGCCCCGGAGCCAGUGGCCAGGCAGCUGCCAAUUGGCUAGCAGGAUUUGGAAGGGGUCCCACACCGCCCACCUUGCUGGGCAUCAGGCAAAAUGCAAAUACCACAGGCAGAAGACGGCUGUUGGUCUUAGAUGAGUUCAAAAUGGAGAAAAGAAUCAGCAGAAUGUUCUAUAUAAUGACUUUUCUCUUCCUAACCUUGUGGGGUCCCUACCUGGUGGCCUGCUACUGGAGAGUUUUUGCAAGAGGGCCUGUGGUACCAGGGGGAUUUCUAACAGCUGCUGUCUGGAUGAGUUUCGCCCAAGCAGGAAUCAAUCCCUUUGUCUGCAUUUUCUCCAACAGGGAGCUGAGGCGCUGUUUCAGCACAACCCUUCUUUACUGCAGAAAAUCCAGGUUACCAAGGGAACCUUACUGUGUUAUAUGAGGGAGCAUCUGUAAAUCUUUAGCCUUGUGAAACACUAACCCUCUCUGCUAAAGCAAUUGCGGCCCUGUAGCCACGUCUUGAGAAGAAAAGCAAGGAUGGGCUCAGCAGUUAUAAGGAUCUGGGC
Molecule: messenger RNA, 2083 nt
Organism: Acomys russatus (golden spiny mouse)
Lineage: Eukaryota; Metazoa; Chordata; Mammalia; Rodentia; Muridae
Gene: Gpr85
Product: G protein-coupled receptor 85
Exons: 2
Coding region: 847-1959 (370 amino acids)
Biological process (GO): G protein-coupled receptor signaling pathway
Cellular component (GO): plasma membrane
Molecular function (GO): G protein-coupled receptor activity
Source: RefSeq, a predicted model, not a curated record